UCUGCUGACUGGAGGGUAUAUAAGACAGUACAUCGUCUCUGUGGUCAGUGUCACUGUUACAGCAACUGAAUCUAUUCACUCAGCAUGCAGGAUCACAGUCACAGAAGGGCUCUUCUAGCCUGGUGCCUGGUGUUUUUGGUGCUUGUCCAGCAGGUAACCUGCAGUCCUGUGCCACAGUCGGACACACCCUCAACUUCUGUGCAGGAAGUUCAAAGGUCACUGAAGAGAACAGCUCGGAUGACCCCAUUAUGGAGGAUCAUGGGUACUAAACCUCACGGUGCCUACUGCCAGAACAAUUAUGAGUGCUCAACAGGAAUAUGCAGGAGAGGCCACUGUUCCUACAGCCAACCGAUUAAUUCCUAAAAUGAAGACUCCGUCUUUGCUCUCUAACCUGACGUUUUUACACCAUCAUGCAUGACAAGAGCUUGAUUCAGUGAACAGCAGGGGCAACUGAAUGUGCAAUGCAGUUAAUAAUCAGUUAGACAUAUAGUCAAGGCUAGGGCUGACUCCUCUAAAGCCACAAAGGAGGCAAUAGGUAAUGUUCUGAGUAUUGGGCUUAUCAUAAGGUACAUAACUUGUGGACUUUUUUGAGAGUGCAAAGAAAAAUCAACAUAAUCCUUGUAACCUACAUGCACGCACAGCAUAGGCUAUUGCUAUGUCGAAUGACAUUUUUGAUGGACUGAUUUCAGUUGGUGCUGGGAAGGUGAUACAGAGUAUGUCAAUGAAGAAUGUCAUUUUGGGCCAGUUUCCCUGAACCAGAUUAUAUAGUCCAUGUCCUGGAUGUACCUGGAGUACAGUAUUGCCCUUGCCACUAACAGCUCAUCUCAGGACUAAGCUCAGUCUAAACAUGGAAACUGGUCUGUAGUACUAGAUCAUGUUACCUGAAAGCUAUAUGCAAGUGAAAGCAACCGUAAACUGUGCAGUACCUUAGAUCAACCCAAAAGUCGUUGAACCAAAGUUAGACUAGAGAAAAGGGACAGAGAAAGUGCAAAGGUUGCCAUUAUUGAUUGUGCCUAGAUAUUAUUAACCAUUUGCCUCCAUCUUUGUGUGCUCACGUUUGUAGUAUUUAAUUUAAGACUCAUUUACCUGUCACUAUUUAUGUUGUUAUAAGUGUCUCAACCUCAUCUCAAGAUUUCCAAGCAUCAUUUUAAUACUGGAUUACUAUUUAUUGUUUUUCUCUUUUCCUUUUGUAUGACUCAACAGUUCAUCUAAAGCUCUUUUUUUUAUGUAUCUGACGAUAUAUCUCUAUAAGACUUAUAUGUUAUACUGUACUGUAACUCGAUAUGUGCAUGUCUUAUAUGAGUGAACUUUAGGUUUCUGAAAUUAAAAUGUGUUACGAGAAAAUUA
Megalobrama amblycephala (Wuchang bream) is the source of this 1347-nucleotide messenger RNA. RefSeq names its product liver-expressed antimicrobial peptide 2 (gene leap2). The transcript is spliced from 3 exons. Lineage: Eukaryota; Metazoa; Chordata; Actinopteri; Cypriniformes; Xenocyprididae. Gene Ontology annotation, biological process: defense response to bacterium; antimicrobial humoral immune response mediated by antimicrobial peptide. Bases 85 to 363 code for a protein of 92 amino acids. The record is from RefSeq and is a predicted model, not a curated record.